This is a messenger RNA of Portunus trituberculatus (swimming crab), 2204 nucleotides long. RefSeq names its product lipase 3-like. Bases 1 to 1503 code for a protein of 500 amino acids. The record is from RefSeq and is a predicted model, not a curated record. Lineage: Eukaryota; Metazoa; Arthropoda; Malacostraca; Decapoda; Portunidae. The transcript has 12 exons. Gene Ontology annotation, biological process: lipid metabolic process.
AUGAAGUCUCUUGAACAUGUAAACACGGAGACAGAUCAACUGACUGGUAUGGGUGAAAUAUACCAGUGUUGCUUCUCCUGGUACAACCUGCUCGCUGCCUUCAGCCCUCACAGUUCAUCACGUUCGGUGCGGCCGUGCCCUCAGGAGGCGGUGGUACAGUACACGUGGUUGGCGGCUCUGCUCCUGACGGUGGUGGCGCCAGGUGGAGGGGACCAGCCGACCACCGCCCACCACUACGGUCAGCCUGCAGUGAAAGUAGAGCACCCGCACGCACGCCUCACUACGCCGGAGUUGGUCAAGGUGCACGGCUAUCCUGUCGAGGUUCAUGAGGUGAUCACUGACGACGGCUUUAUCAUUGAAAUCCACCGCAUUCCCCACGGCCGCCGCCACCCUACCGUCACUCACAGCCACGUCUACAGGAGUCACGAGCCGCACACCCUCUAUAGGCCCUCCCAGGGUUACUUCAACGCUGGCAGAGCAACGAGUCCCUUGUCAAACUACGUGGACGAUGGAGGGCCGAGGGUAACGAACGGGAGUCGUGGUGGUUACCAAUGGAGAAGCAGAGACCCCAAGGUAGUGCUGCUCUUCCCCGGCGUGUUCUCUUCGAGUGCUGACUUUGUGCUGAACGAACCAGAUCAGGCGCUGGGGUUCAUCCUCGCUGACGGGGGGUACGACGUGUGGCUUGGAAACUACAGGGGGAACUUCUACGCCAGGAGACACAAGCACCUCACCACUUCAGACCCCGAGUUUUGGGACCACACAUGGAACGAGCUGGCGCGCUACGACCUGCCUGCGAUGCUGCGACACGUGAGGGCGGUAAGCGGCGCACAGAGGGUCAGCUACAUUGGCUUCUCCCUUGGCACUUCCGUUUUCUUCGCCAUGUUCUCCUACCACCCCGAGAUCUCUUCCUGGGUGAGGUCCAUGGUCGCCCUGGCCCCAGUGGCUUACAUCUACCACAUGCCGGUGCCCCUGGGACUCAUCUCACCCUUCGCUGGCUUCAUUGAGAGGGUGUUGGAGAGGGCCGACCUGCUGGAGCUAUUCCCGCUGGUACCAGAGCGAGACGCCCCUCUGAAUGCAGUGCUGUGUGGACCCAACUCCCUCACCCAGCCGCUCUGCAUCCUCAACAUUCACUUCCAGAACGGAUUCAACCAAGUUUAUCUGGACCAGGAAUAUCUGCCCGUCCUCCUGGCUCACUAUUCUGUCUGUCUCUAUAAGUUCCGUGCCUAUAACUACGGCCCCGAGAGGAACUACAGAGAAUACGGCCAAGCAUCACCUCCCGACUUCUCCCUCGCUAAAGUCCAAGUACCCGUUGCUCUGUUUUGGUCCGAAAAUGACGCUCUGGCCUCUCCGCUGGACGUGGCACAGACGGCCUCGGAGCUUCCCCAAGUGGCGCUAAACCGGCGCAUCAACCUGGACUACAACCACCUGGACUUCAUGUGGGCAGAGGAUGCAGGGGAGAGAGUGUACCGCCCCGCCCUAGCCUUCCUCGACGCUUUCUACUGAAGGAGCCUGCGAGAUCGAAGAAAACGGAACUAGGCAGGAAAAAAAUAAGGGCAUAAAUAGGACGUAACGCUGAGAUCUAGGAGGGGUAACUAUGGCAUUACAAGGAUCAGAAUACAGGAGGCCACUUUAUUUAUGUUAGAGAGGAAAACUGGCUAAGGGUCCGAGAGAGUUAGCCAAAAAUAAAGGGAUAAAUGUCCAGAAUACUCCCUUUUAAAUGAAGUCAAGUCAUAGGAAGUUAGGAAUACAGAAGCAGGUAAGGAGUUUCAGAGUUUACCUGAUUGGAUGAAAAGGAAGGGGCUGUGUUAAGAUGAUUCAAGGCGAUAAUAAGCAUUGUAGGAGGAAUGAAGGAAUGGAAAAUGUAAAACGGCACCACUUAAGGGAGAAAGAAUUAAGAGGAUAUUUUUUUGAGGUAUUAUUGGUACAAGAUGAACACGUCAGUGAUUGAAGGAAAGAGAUGAACCUAGAUAAUUUUCCAUUUUCACUUUAUUUUGUUGGUUCAAUAUCACGCCUAAAAAAUAAAAGAAAAGAAAUAAACAUCUCAGUGAUUAAAAGGGAAGACUGAAACUUUAAUAUAUAUUUCUUCAGUUGCGUUUUAUAAUGUUGGCUGAAUAACACGCCGGGAGAAAACACACACACACACACACACACACACACACACACACACACACACACACACACACACACACACACACACACACACA